Molecule: messenger RNA, 1642 nt
Organism: Acanthisitta chloris (rifleman)
Lineage: Eukaryota; Metazoa; Chordata; Aves; Passeriformes; Acanthisittidae
Product: leucine-, glutamate- and lysine-rich protein 1-like
Exons: 9
Source: RefSeq, a predicted model, not a curated record
AAAUACCUUGGAACAUCAUUGCUGCACUCUGGACAAGGCUGUCUCACUGUUCCCUUUCAUCAGAGGUGAACUAGACAACAUUAAAGAUGUAAUUUCCACUAACUUGGAGAACUGGGCUGCCAUGAAAGAGGAAAUUUCUCUGCAGAUAAAAACUGUGAGCAAAGAAGCUCUGGCAGAAAUACCCAAACUGAAUCAAAGGUUAGCAAAAUCCCAGCGGGAGAAUGAAUGUCUCCAGGAGAAGGUCAAACAUCUGACACUGGUGGCUGACACAGUUGAGCUGAAAACUCAACAGCUUCAAACUUCCCUUCAACAAGGCAAUGAGCUACAGAGCAGAUGCCAUGAACUACAAAAGGAAACAUUAGAUUUAACAAAUCGAGUGGAGACCACUGGGCUGCAGCUGCAGAAGGUGACAGCAGAGAUGGACCACUACAAGAAGCUGUUAAUGGUGAAAUCAACAGAGCUUGAUGUCUGUCAAAAUGAACUGAAGAAGAUGAAAUAUGAAAAUGGAAUUUCUGAGUCAAGGCUCACAAAAGAGCUCAAGGAGAAGGAAGAAUCCCUUCUGAUUUGCCAACAAGUCUGCAAACAUUUACAGGAGGAAGUGGCUGAGAAGGAAAGGAAGGAAGAGGAUCUGAAGAGAAGAACUGGGAGGGCAGAGAGUGAGCUGGAGACACUCAAAGCUCUCCUGAGCCAGACAGAGGAAGAGGUGGUGAUGCUGAAACAGGAGAGGGAUUUAAUGGUGGUUUCUCAUCAGAACAGAACGGAGCAGCUGCAGGAGGCCUUGAGGCAGAAAAUGAGGAGUGAAGAUAACUGGAGGGAGAAGCUGGAAAUGGAUGUGGCCAAGGGUGAGGCACGGCACAAAGAGGCCAUGCUCAAAGUCAAGGAGGAGGCCAGAGUGGAGCUGGACAUGGAGAGACAAAAGCAGCAGGAACUGAUCACAAAAUACCAGAGAGAUCACGAGGAGCUCCAGAAGAAGAUUCCAGGUUUGAUCUCCAGUGCCACCAAGAGCUUAAGGAUGGAGACAGAAAUCCUUGAGAAGAAGCUCCAAGAUGCUCAGAUGAAACUUGCAGAGAAAGAUGGAGCUAAGGAGAAAGAAAUUCAGAGCCUGAAAAGACUAAUUAGCGAACUUGAGUUCCAGCUGACAAUGGAAAAGAACAAUAAUGAAUCAUUUCUGGAUAAUCUGAGGAAAGAAAUCAAACACAAGUCAGAUGAGCUGGAAAAAUUAAGCCGGGAGAGGACACAGCUGAUUCACAGCCUGAGCCAAGUUCAGGAGGAGAACGCUCUGCUGCAGGAGACAAUGCGCAGGGAGUGCGAGGAGCGCUACGAGCUGACGGCGGCUCUGACCCGAGCGCGGGAGCAGGUGCUGGAGCUGAAGAGACUCACGGGGACCUUCCCCUUGGUGCCACGGGCUCGGGGCAGCCUCAGCUCCUCCUUCACCCGGCACAGUCGCCCCAGCCCCGGGGAAAUGCAGCUCUCGGCUAUUCCCAGAGCCACCCAGACACUCACCCGCUGCAAGCACAGCGGCAGCAGCGCAGGAUCCGCGGCUGGGAACCCCCCAAACCCCCCGAGGGGAAGGGCAGCGUCGCUCAACGAGCCCAGGAGCAACAUCACUGCUGUGAUCAGCCACCGCCUGAGCCAGCUCUGA